Plasmopara halstedii is the source of this 506-nucleotide messenger RNA. RefSeq lists its product as uncharacterized. The record is from RefSeq and is a predicted model, not a curated record. The transcript has a single exon. The coding region runs from base 167 to 412 and encodes 81 amino acids. Lineage: Eukaryota; Oomycota; Peronosporomycetes; Peronosporales; Peronosporaceae.
GCUGACUAAUCAGAUCUUUUGAUUGGUUAUAUAUGCUUAGCGAAACUCGUCUAGUGCUAAGCGAUUUUUUUUCGAGAAGUCGGGAAAAAGUUAUACUGGAUAGGCUGAGCGAUCAAACAUGAAUUUAGUUCAAUGGACACUGCGCAUGCUUCGUUAAAGUGGUUCAAUGGCGCGACUUUCGUGUCUGCUUGCGUUUUAUCAACUCAUCAAGCAAAAUUAUAGUUUUUUUUCGAGAUGUAAGAUUGUAAUUGUUCGAGACCAGACAUUAUAUAUGGGAGGUACGUAUGUAAUUUUGCGAGACAUGAUAUUAUAUAUGGGAGAGCUUGAAAUUACCACCACCAUAACGAGGAGGUGGGUGCGAGUGCCCACCUCGACAUCAACAGCACACCAUGUAAAUAGUAAAGUCAAGUGAUGGCCUUUUUGCUACUUUCAAGUGCAACGACUACUUCGCCAGCCAAAUAUCAAGGAUAAAUAAAUUACAACACCAAAUAGUAUCCCAAGUAGAG